Molecule: messenger RNA, 287 nt
Organism: Acanthoscelides obtectus
Lineage: Eukaryota; Metazoa; Arthropoda; Insecta; Coleoptera; Chrysomelidae
Source: the annotation of a GenBank genome assembly
AAGAGUGAAGAAGUUGCUGAUCGAUUGUACAGCUAUCCCUGGUAUCUAGGAGGUAAAGAAGAUCAGAAUAUUAUUUUAUUCAUGAUUAAAAGGACACAGAAGCCGAUGAAAUUGUCUGCAACGCCUUUCGGAAAUUAUGACUAUAGCUUUUUUGUUUUGGUGAUAAAAACGGCAUACUCAUACCUUACUUUGCUGAGGAAUCACACGUAAAAUUGAAAAAUGAUGUCGAUUGCUCCACAUGUUACUUAAUAAUAAGUAUACAGCUUAUAUGGAUUAGAAGAAUUAUA